AUGUUUGGUGUGAACGACUACUUGCGUGCGUUCGCGUCGCGUUUCUUUCCGCUCAUUGUGACCCUUUUCGUGUCAACGACUGCUCACCCUCCAUCCUAUGGCCGUAUACGCGGUAUGUCUGGAGGUAUAGUCGAAGAAAAAGCUGUCCACGACGCUCUAGACGCUCUCCUUCGUGCUAGAGAGCAUUCUGGUGCCGACACUACUACAAAUCCAACGCUGAAGCGCUGCUAUCCUGAAGACUCUGAGCCGAAUCCCGUGAAAAGGAGCAACAUCGAGGGAGCCAUGGAUGGAAGCGGGAUGGUGCAACAGAUGGGAUUCGGAGCGCCAACCUCAAUGAUUCCGACAGUUGCUAGUGCAGCCGAGACUGUCGUAGAAAUCAUCAGUGUUCCAGAAAAUACUGUAGGCCUAGUUAUUGGUAGAGGCGGCUCAGAAAUUCAAAAUAUCCAAAGCACAACGGGAUGUCGAGUACAAAUGAGUCCGGACGGUGACCCUAGCACUGGCGUCCGUCAGUGUACACUCCAAGGAAGCAAGAUAUCGGUGGAAAGGGCCAAGCAAAUGAUAACCGAUGUCAUCACAAGGGCAGCCUCGCGUCCGUCUACUCAAAAUUUUACCCCGACAGAUGGUCGUGCCAUUACUGUAGAGAUGACUAUACCAGCAACAAAGUGCGGUCUUGUGAUCGGAAAGAUGGGAGAAACGAUAAAGCAAUUGCAGGUGGAGGUAGCAAAACGGCUUGUGACCGAUUUGAUCAACUCUCGGGAAGACAAUGGCACUAUACCACGGCUUUAUUCCGAGCAGGCAACAGCAAAAGGAGAAGUGGUCGUCCCUCGUGCUAGUGUCGGCAUGAUUAUAGGUAAAGGAGGAGAGACCAUAAAACGACUCGCCAUGGAAACGGGGACAAAGAUUCAGUUCAAAGCUGAUGAUGAUCCGACAUCUCCCGAUCGAUGUGCUGUUAUUAUGGGAUCAAGAGAGCAGAUUUAUAAAGCCACCGAGCUCAUCACUGAACUGGUUCAUAAAAGCUGUAGUGGCUCAAUUAUGACCGGUCAGACAGAGACACCUCAACUUCAGGCUUUCUAUAUGCACGUCCCAUCAAAUAAGACGGGUCUCGUCAUAGGUAAAGGAGGAGAGACUAUCAAACAGAUCAAUGCGGAAAGUGGCGCGCACUGCGAGUUAUCUCGCGACCCUCCACCGAAUCCUCAAGAAAAGGUCUUUAUUAUCCGUGGUACUCCAUAUCAAGUUCACCAUGCACAACACAUUAUUCGAAUCAAGGUUGGCGACAUAGCUCCUGGCACACCUGUGCCUCCAUUCACUGGAGCCGGUGCACCAAAUGGUAGCAACUAUGGUGUAUCGCAAUAUAACGGUCAGUACGGCGCUAGCCUGUGGAAUAACACCUACGCCCAGCAACCCGAUGCUGGAAACGGAUGGGCGAAUCAGGCCGCUGGCCAGUACUAUACUGGUGGCGCAGCUAAUGCGCAGAAUUCUUACGGUAAUAUGCAGAGUUAUACAUACGUGCCUCAGUCUGGAGCGCAACCAGCGAGCGCUUCUCAAAGUUCGAGUACGACUUCGACAGGUCCAACCAUCAACCCUCAGACUGGGCAACCGGACUAUUCUGCUCAGUGGGCCGAGUACUACAGGUUAGUUUUUAUUCUUGUUAGAAAUAGAUAA
Ostertagia ostertagi is the source of this 1662-nucleotide messenger RNA. The record is from the annotation of a GenBank genome assembly. NCBI's taxonomy places the organism in Eukaryota, Metazoa, Nematoda, Chromadorea, Rhabditida, Trichostrongylidae.